Cinara cedri is the source of this 8670-nucleotide messenger RNA. The record is from the annotation of a GenBank genome assembly. NCBI's taxonomy places the organism in Eukaryota, Metazoa, Arthropoda, Insecta, Hemiptera, Aphididae.
UUCUCACAUAUCGGUAUCUAGAUUGUUUAUUUUUGUGUCAAUUGAUGGCUAUAAACACAAAUAUAACACAUUUUAAUUAUUAUUAUAAAAAAUAAAAUAAACAAUAUUAAUGUUCUAAACAAAAGUCAGAGGAUCUUUGUCAACUGUUGAAACGUGAAUUUUCAAUUCUGGUAAUUUGAUGAGCAGUUUCGCAGCAAAGACUUGCAAGUACCCGCGCUCAGUAUUACUAUGAUUGGCUAAAAUAACAGUUACAUUAUUGUGCACAGCAUCUAAUAUAUCAUGAUGAGACAUUUCCCCUGUCAAAUAAAUGUCGGCUUUAACUCCACGCAAAACGGACGCACCAGAACCUGCAACAGCUGCAGCCGAUUUGAUUGUUGAUUCUGAAAAAUCAAUUUAAAACAUUAUAAUAAUAAUACGUUUAUAUUGUUUAAAUAACCACUCAUUCCUUAAAUUUUAAAUAAGUACAAGCCAACAUUUUAACUUCAAAUUAAAGGAACUCAUUUGUCUUGUAUGCAAGAUUCCUUCUUGGAUGUAUACGGCAAUAAAACACAAAACUAAAUUAAGAUCUUCGGUUAUUGGUGUUUUAACAUCAACAACGUUACUCUAAAACUCAGAAGGGAAUGUUACUCUUUGUGCUUCCCAGGCUUUGUAAACUUUAAACUGUUAUAACUCAUACACAGUAAAUCUAAUAGUGUUAUGUAUAUCAACAUUUCUAGAAAAUAUUCUCUAUUCAAAUUUGAAAAUCAAAAGAAUGUACUCAUUUAAGGUAUAUGAAGUAGGGGUAAAAAAUUAAAAAUGGUUUUGAAAUAAAGCUUACACAAUUCCAUGAUAAUUAGAAGAAACAGAAAUCAAAUUCGCUUAAAAUACUCUGAGAUAAUUGCUAGUUCAUGAUAAAAAAAUCAGCCUGUAUUAAAAUAUAUAUUAAAAUAUUUGAUUAUGUAUUAUUAUUGGUGGCUAGAUAUACAAUAAAAAUAAAGGGUAUAAAAAUGUAAAAGAAACUUAAAUUUACACUAAUAGUUGUCAUUAUGUUCAAUAACAGGUGUUAACGUGUAAAUAUGUUAUAAAAUUAUAAUUAUUAAAGAAUAAGUAAAACAUAUUUUACAGUUUGAAAUUGCAUAAAGCAUAGGUAUUUACCCAUUGUUGAUCCUCUGGCCAAAGCUAACAUCAAAUUUUUGACUCCUAAAUGUGACUUGAUUUUCUCAAUAGCGUUGCCAACAGUUAGCUCAUUUUUAAACCGACAGAGACGACCACCACCUGCAAUGGCUUGUGAGGGGAACUGUAAAAAAAAAUGUCAAGUUAAAAUCACCAGGGAUGGACAAAGGAAAAAGUUUCUUGGAGGGUUUUUAAUAAAAUUUUAAUCAUUUUAGAUUCCGAUCGUAGCAAGGAAGCUAUUGGUUUUACUAAGAUAUUUAUUAUUUUUUCUUUUUUUAGUCAGUCGACACGUUUUUUCUUAGUAAAUUUGCUCCGAUUUUUACGUGUAGCAACUUUUUUGAAAGCUCAAGUUGUCUAGAUGGUACUUUAGAGAGGUUGAUUUUCGACGCCAUUUUUUUAAAUAAAAUCACUUAAGUUAGAAAAAAUGAAAAAAAACGUACUAUUUCACGAUUUAAUUAUUUUAUAAAAACAGGGACGAUGUUUUCUACCAGAAAAAAUGAUUUAAUCGAAAAAUCACAAGAUACCUUUUUGAUUUACUUUCUAUCGGUAUCAUUGCCAAUUUGGUUAUAAAUACAUGUAGAAACUUGAAAAUUGGUAAUAAUAUGGACUUACCUAGACGUGGUGAAAUUUCCAAAAUCAUCGGACGACUUUUUUUUUUUAAUAAGUGUUUCGAAAUCAAAUUUAAACGAAAAUCACAAAAAUUAUGUACUACCGAACUGCGCUCGAAAUCGUCUUCCGUCAAGCAAUGGAUUAUCGUUGCUUACAGAUAUAAAUGAAAUAACCUUAUGUAUCCUACCUUCCCAACUUUUCACCUACAACAAUGGCCGCUCCCAUCCCCAAUAUCAGUUCUUUUUUAUUUUUUUUAUUGUUUUCAAUUAAUUUCAGAUAUUAAAUAUUUUUAAUUUUUUUUGCAUUCACUCUUGUAUAUAGUGUUCUUCGUGUUAAGUCAUAUACAUACCGAUUCAGAUUUGGUGACAAGUACGUGUGCACCGAGAGAGUUUGCUAUUGCAUCCAAUGAUGAGAGGACAUUCAAAUUACACAACAAUUGGAGUUGAGAGGCGCUAAAUGUUAGAAUCCUGUGAAUAAUUUCUACGUAUAUUAGUAUUAACCUCUAAAACUAUUUUUGUUAUUGUUUUUUUAAUAUUAUUUUUGUUAUUAAUGAAUAAUAUUUUUCUUCUCUACCUGAAAUCUUUGUUGUCAAUUUGAUUUUCAAGGACAGCUGUAAAUUUUUUUUCGUCCAACGGUUUGUUAUUUGAAGCAUAUGAUGUAAAAACUGCCAAGUGGCUAAACUCUGGACUAAUACUGAGUGGAUGAAUCGGAGAAACGGUACCGUCUAAAUAAGAAAAAAUUAAUAUCAAUAAUCAUAAAAAUUGAAUGAUCAUGAAAAAAAAAAAAAACAAUUUCAUACCAAAAGUGCUUAACAGCCAAUCGGUUAGCCCAUUUUCUACAGCAUCCCACGAAGUAUGGGGUGAAUAAACAGAAAUUCCUUGGCUCAGACAACGGCUCACAAUACGGCUCUAAGUAAAAACAAUAUUAUACUGAAGUAUGAAAAUAUUAUUUUUUAUUAAUUAUUAAUUACUUUAGGGCUGUGGAUUUUUAUUUAAUUAUUUAUAAGAUAUAAUAUUUAUGUUAGUUGAUUAUAUUUUCAAAAAUAUUACAUUUAUAUACUUAUAUAUAUAUAUAUAUAUUUUUUUUUUUUUAAAUUUGAAAUGCAUUGUAAGCGGUUUUUUUAAGAAUAGUUUAAGUGAAUUUUGAAGAUUUAUAAUGAACUUUUUACACAGGUUUUUUAGUUUAUUAAAUUCAUUAAAUGUUAGAACUUAAUUUAUAUAGGUAAGCGAUUUUUACCUUCCAAGAGUCCAGAGUUAUUCGCUUUAGUGGGGCAAACACUGGGGGAUGGUACGAAACAAUAAGGUCUGCUUGGAUGGUUUCAGCUUCGUCCAAUACAUCUUCAGUUAGAUCAUUGGUAAAUAAUACGCAGCCCACGGGUUUAUGGACGACUGGCUCCACCAACAAUCCCACAUUAUCCCAUGAUUCGGCCAAUGACAACGGUGCCAUUUCUUUCAGAACCGACAGCACUUGUGACAGUUCUGGCAUGUUUAGCAGUUUGUUGUUGGUUACCGAGCAAAGAUUUCGUCUCCACAGAAUUUUAUCUUUAACAAUAUGUUGCGAUUCUGUUGAAAAUCAUUUAUUAAUUUGGUACAUUUUAUAAACAAAUUGUUAUCACAAUUAAGUAAAAAUUUAUUUAUUAAAUAACCACUAUAAUUGUAUUUGAAAUCCUCAAGAUCAAAAAUUUAAACAUAAUUAGGUAGUUACCUACUUAAAUAUAAAAUAGUAACUAAAAAAACUUCUAAGGAAACUAAAGAAAAGUUUCCUUAAAGGGUUUUAAGGCGAGCCAUUGAAAAUUGGUGUUGUAUAGACCAACUUACGGGUUAAAAAACAAUAUGUAUACUUAUAUUAUAUUUAUAAAUUUUAUGGGCUAUUAUUUUGUAAUGAAUUUCAAUAAACUGGACGGGCGUCAUCGUUUUUUCCAUGUUCAAUAGAUUUAAUAAACGGACCAAUUAAAUGAGCGAAUUAUUUUUGUUAGGCCUAAUUUCUGACGGUCAUUGUUAUUUAUAGAUUAAUUAAUUUUUUUUUUCACAUACUCGUGUACAAGCUGUAAGUGCCUACGCGUCAAACUAAUAAAGCUUAACGACUGCAAGUAUACCUAUAUACUUGCUAUCAUAAUCAAUGUAUAUACAUGGUUUUCAAUUUAUUUGGUCGAAAUUAUGAACUCUAAUAACCUGUAUUAGGUAUAUAGGUAGGUAUACAGAUAAUAAUCGAUUCUCGAUAAGACACUCGUUAGUCGUUAGGCACCUUAAAAAAUAGAAACUUUUUCCGGAAUUUCGUUUUGAAAAUUUCAGAAUUGGGGUAAAAUACUUUUUAAAAGUAAGAAUUCCGAGCAAGUAUUCAAAUAAAUUACAACAACACAUUUUUAAAAUAUUUCGAAUACGUCGGAAAAUAUUAGGAAUAAGUAUUUUAGGAAUCUAUAAAAAAAAAAAAAACUGACAUACUUUGCACGGUGGGUGGACCACUGUUAUAGAUGAGAAGUUGGGAAGAUAGGAUAUUGAGGGAAAUUUUAUGUAUAUCUGUACCCAGGCAAAUUUAAGCAUUGCCAAUAAAAAAACAAUUCUGAGCGUUAUUAAAAGUUGGAACAAAAUUGCUAAUAAAAAAGUUGUGCACAAGAAAAAAAAAAUGGUAAAAGACGUAGCUUAGGGGUGGCUUUGAUAGUAAACAAAAUGAGAGAAAAUAGAAUGAGAUGAUUUGGGCAUGUCAUGAGAGAGUGAACAGUAACAGUAAGAAUUCUAAUAAAAAUAAAUGCAGGAGGAAAGAGAGAGAGAGGAAUACUGAAUAAAGGUGGUUAGAUUUGAUUGAACAUGAUAUGAGGACAGCCGGUGUAUGUGAAGUAUGAGAAAAAAAAAAUUGCAAGGUUGCUAAACCAGAAAUAUGCUGGUAUGAUACAUCCAAAUAGCUUAACAAACAUUAAAUUAAUUAUAGUAGUGUGUGUGGAAAAUAUUUAAAGAGUUAGUCAACUUCACUGGGUCCUCACUAUACAUUUAAGGUGCUCUACAUGUUUGCAGCGAUGAUCCAUAAUCGUAAUAACAAAUGGUAAAAAGUCACAACUAACUAAAAACAGUUAUAAAGUCAAUAUUUUUAUAAAAGAAGUCUUUUAAGUUGGAAGAUAUCUAGAAAAUGUGCUCAAUGCGUCCUGAUUAUUUAAUAUCCGUCCUGGUCUUGAGUUUGGUUAAAAAAAAUUGAAAGUACCUAAAAAAGUGAAAAAGAUAAAGUGGACGUAUUGAUUAGUGAUAGAAUUAAUUUGUUUAAAUUUUUGCAACUUUCCAGACCCAAAAUGUACCUCUGGUUUUAUAUAAUCUACAGUUACACUCUAUGAUAUAUUUAUUCUCCACCCCAUGUAAAAAUAUUUUCCUGUGCCACUGAUGAAUGGUGUAUUAUGUAAGCAAGUUAUUUAAAACACAAUAUCUACAAUAAAUUAUUAAUAUUGGAUUAUUUUUAAUAAUAAGACUGUAUAAUCAGUUAUCUUUAUUUAUAAUUGAGUAACACACUUGCAUACGUUUUUUACCAUAUUAUUGGAAUAUAUUUUAAUUUUCUGAACUGAACGAAAAAACUAUAUCCUAUUUCAAAAGAGAAUAAACCAUUUCAAGACAUGCCUAUGGUUGUGACUGGUGUUACCUGAUGGGAAUGCGACCGCCGAAAGAAAACUGGUUGCGCAAUCUGUAUGUUCUUUUUUGAAACAGGGUAUAGGAGGUACUAUAAUGACUUGUGCAUUUUUCUAUUAAAAAUUUAGAAUUUGUUAUAAAAUACAACACGAAAGUGAUUGUUGAUAAAAAAUAUAUGACAACCAUUAAAUAAGAUAACAUUAAUCAGUAGUGGUAGUAAUCUAACAGACAAAGUUUUAAUAUCAAUUUUAAUUUUAUUUAGUUAAUUAAUAGACUUACUAUUUCAUAUCGAAAUAUACAUAUUCUUUAAUCGUUUUUAAAUAACAAUAUUAUAGAAGAUAAUUGGAUCUUAGUUGCCUCAUUGGUCACUUAAGAUGUAUCAAAUACUGUAAAUAUAUAUAUAUAUAUAUUCUUUAAAAUGUUGAAAAACAUUGUGUUUUGUACAAUAAAGAUCAGAUAUUUUAUUAAUUACAAGAAUAAUAUUCAAUUAUUAUUUAACAUCAAAAUUACUAUAACAAUAAUAAUAAUAAUAAUAAUAAUAAUGCAUAGAUCACACAGAAAUUAUUUUGCCAUUUAUAUGGACUCAAAUUUCCAAAUUUUCACUAAUCCAUCAUCGCUGCAAGAUGCUAAUACUCCUUUUACUAUAGGAUUCCAUUGAACAGAAUUUAUAUCUUGUGAAUGAGCUUCAUCGACAUGUGCAACACACGAAAACAUGGGUUGGUUAUAAUUGGAUAAAUUGUCUUCUUUAAAUACUCUGAUGGAAUUAUCACCACAGGCUGUAGCAAUCAAAUCCGAUAAAUGGCACCAAGUUACAUCAUAAAUAGGUCUCGUGUGAAAACCACUAAUUGUGCAUACACAUUUGUACACAAAAUUUCCAUCUUUAACAGAGAUUCCUUCAGCAUUAUCUGUUAUAAAAAACCAAAAUUUAAUUUAUGUAACUUCAUAUGCCAUAAAGUAGUAAUAAUAAUUAUUUUAUACAUUUAUUUUACCUGGUAGAUAUUUUUGCCAGAUUUUUAAAGUUCGAUCAUCACUGCUCGUUACAAUUCGAUCACCGGUCUUAUCAAACGCUAAACUCCAGACGGUUGACGUAUGUGAACUCAAUGUUCCAACACAAGUCCAUUCUUUGUCUGCCGGAUCUUCCAUGAACAACUUAACACUGUUAUCAUAACUAGCAGAUCCUAGUAUAUCUUCAUGGGGAUGCCAAGCUACUUUUUUUACGUCUUGUGAAUGUGCAUUCAAAACAGCGGCGCACUCGUAUUCAUUGUCCUCCCACACUUCCCAUACCCAUACAGAUUUAUCACGACUACACGUCGCCAACAUUGAGCCCGAUUUAGACCAUGCCACUCCCUUGAUUUCGUUUUCGUGGCCUUCUAGAGUAGCGUUGCAUUCAAAUUGUCCAGACUUGUUAUCCCAAAUAGCUACAGUCGCAUCGAAACUUGCGGAAGCUAAAUUUUGACCACAAUGGGACCAUGCAACGGCCCUAACUGUGCGUUGAUGGCCGUCAGCUAGUAAACACUUUAAUGCGCUUUUAUCACCCUCUUUAUAAUUCCACAGUCUGAUUGUUUUAUCUUCACCACACGAAGCUAACAUUAAGCCUUUAGGAUGCCAAGACACGUUCCAUACGAUACCUAAAUGGCCUUUUAAGGAGCACAUUGGUUUUAAUUUUCCCGUCAUUUUACAAAAUUAACACUCUGCAAAUAAAAUAUAAAGUCUUUAGCACCUAUGUACUUAUAAAAUAUAUGAGGUACUUAAGUAAUAAUUAAUUAUGAAGACCUAAUAAAUUAAUAAUUGUAUACUUAUUGUUUUUAUAUCUAUAUUUUAAUACACUUGAGUACAUUAAUAAAAUUUUAAAAGUUUAGUAACAUUGAACACUUGUAUAAAAUGAAAAUAAAACAAUUUAUUUGAGACAUAAAUUUAAACCAUACUAAUGUUAAUUACCACAGAACUAAGUAUUUAAAAUGAUUCAGUGAAAAUAUAAUUCAACACUUUAGUGGUUAUCUAUUCAGUUUUACAGCUAGUAAAUAGUAAUAUAAUAUUGUUGUAACUAAAAUGAUUAUAUUAGUUUGCUGUGAUUAAAACAAACACAAACUGUUAAAGAAGUAGAUAGGUACCUGUAUAUUAUACAAAUUUGAUAGGUAAAUCGUAUUACCUAUACGUUUUUGAGUAUAUGAUAGAAAUUAUAAACAACUUACCUUUUAUUAAACCGAAACUAUAUUUGCUGUUUACGAGGUAACGGAGGCAAACCUUUGCAAACAUAAAGAAUUUAGACUGAAACUUUCUGAGUAAUCCGUCAAGACAUUGAAGUUUAGAUCGGCUUUAAAAUAAUAUACAAUGUGCUUCAGAAAUAGUCUGAAAUCAUAAUACUAUUAACUACUUACUAUAGACUACAGUCAGGACCACGAAGAUAACAUUAUCAUUAUACUAGAAUAAGCCAUAGAUGUAUACAUAGAACCACGGUGAAGUUUUGGCGCCUCGUGCCUAUGUUUUGAAUAGGUAGGUAUAAUGAUAAUAAUAACAAUAAUAAUUCGUGCGCGAUUAUUGUAUGAUAAAAGAAACUGAAUGCACCACUACACCACUAAUAUUUAUAUAUUUAUAUGUUUAUAGAUUGGAUUUUAUGGUUAUUUUGUAAAAUUAAUUAUCCAACAAUCUACUAUAAUAUAAUAUACUAUGUGAUUUUUAUAAUAUUUUAAGCUAUGUGAUUUUUUAUAAUAUUAUACUUAGAGUAUACUCAAUUCCUUUUUAACAUUAUUGAACAGACAUGUCUAGAAGAUCUUGUUUUUAUUGCCAAUCUACACCAGCCACUGUACCAGGACUAAUAUUACACAAGUAAGUAAUUAAAAAUAAUUAGGUAUAAAAUAAUAGGCAUAAUUUUACCGUUAAGAAAUUACUCAGUAAGUAUUGAUCAUUGUGUUUGCUAUUUCAUUCUAAUGACUAUUAGAACAUAAUUUUGAACUAUACUUUUAGGUUUCCUACUGAAGUAUCGCGUCGUAACAUUUGGUUAAAAUUGUGUGGUUACAGUAAUGAUGAUUACUUACCAAGUAGAGCAAUUUGUUCUCUUCAUUUUGAAGACGAUUCUUACAGAGUUACAAACAAAAAACUGUUAAAAUCUUGUGCUAUACCAACUAAAUUUAAAAAACUAUCAAAAACAACAUGGUCAAGUGUUGUUAAGAGCAAAAUGUCUAGUCAAUGUAUGGAUUAAUAAUAUAAUACAAUUUUUUAUUACAUUUAUAUUUUAUUAUAGCACUUGAAGAAAACAGUUGUGAAUUAUCUUGUUCUACCACGAAUGUCCUACAGCAUAAUUUAA